Coregonus clupeaformis (lake whitefish) is the source of this 1427-nucleotide messenger RNA. Its product is annotated as caveolae-associated protein 4a-like. The coding region runs from base 195 to 1274 and encodes 359 amino acids. Gene Ontology annotation, cellular component: cytoplasm; caveola. Lineage: Eukaryota; Metazoa; Chordata; Actinopteri; Salmoniformes; Salmonidae. The transcript has 2 exons. Gene Ontology annotation, biological process: regulation of gene expression. The record is from RefSeq and is a predicted model, not a curated record.
CAGACCUGAGUUGGGUCACUGUGGUCUCUUAGCUGGUGGUAACUCCAUAGUCCUGCAGCUCUUCAAAUCAACCCAAAUCUAACCCGAGAUCCUCAAGUUCUCUGCACUUGCAUCAAAGUUGCGCAUCAGCGUUCUUUGGUUGGUUUCUUCACCCAACAACCAAAUUUCCCUUUCGUAUUUCAAAAUACACUUCCAUGGAUCAGUCAAAGUACUACAUGGCAGGCGUGCAGGACAAGCUGGAGGUGCUGGGGGUGGAGGACGAUGCAGGCAACACCGUCAGCUCCCUGACCAUCCUGUUGCUGCUGGAGCGCGUGGCAGGCAUCAUUGACAACGUGCAGUCUGGCCAGCAGCGCAUGGAAGAGAUGCAGCUUGAGCUGGAGACCAACAUCAGGACCAUCCAGGGCGACGUCCUGAAGCUGGCCAAGGACCACACCACCACCAGUGGCACCGUACAGAAGCUACUCCAGAAGAUGCUCAAGGUCAGCUCCAAUGUCAAGGAGGUGCGCACGCGUGUGGAAAAGCAGAACGUGCGUGUCAAGAAGGUGGAGAACACGCAGGAGGAGCUGCUGACUCGCAACAAGUUCUGUGUUGUCAUUUAUCAGGGGGAACAUGAGGUCCCUUCGGUGGCUGUGACAAAGACCCCAAAAGGAGCAGUUGGUAUGGAGGGGUUGGUGAUCGAGCCAGACACCUAUGACGUCCCCGCGGACAUCUCCUCGGACGAGGAGUACAUGACUGUGGACAAGACUGAAGGAGGCUCCAGAACCGCCCGCCUGAAAGCAUCAGGCAUGAAGGGCAUUGAAAGCAUCAAGCACACCUUCUCCAAGGAUACCAUGACCAAGACCAAGGACAACCUGGGCACCAAGUUCCACAACAUGGGCGAGAAAAUGGUACCCACCGAGAGACGGGAGAAGAUGCACCAGGCCGGCGAGCGCAUCAAGCACUCCAGCGAGAGGCUGAAGGAGAACAUCGCCAUGAAGGUCCCCACCAAGGAGUCCUUCCGCAUCAAGCUGAAGAAAGAGAGAACUGUGGCCAAGGGCCAGGAUGGAGCUGAGGUGGCCGAGGAGGUAGAUGAGACGGUGACCCCAAUCAAUGAAAGGAAAAGCCCAGAAGUCAGUAAAACCCCAGAAGUCACCUACACGGAGGUGGUAAUGGAAACGGAAACCAAGAGGGAGGGUCCUGUGGAGGAGCCAGCUGCCAUCCGGAUAGGGGAGGAGGGGAAGUUCACCAUGGAGGCAGUGAAAGAGGGUAAGGAGGACGAAUAUGACAGGAAGUAGAUCUCCAGCAUGUGGCUGCGACACAAUGUCGAGUCACCGAAACAGGAAGUGAAGCGGAGUAGGAAGAGAGCUUGCGGUGCCAUGCAAGAGAGAUGGUCUGUGACAAAUCAACAUUGACGACAGACAAUUUAGUUCAUCAAUCCGUAUAAAAAU